CCAACGGCACGGAAUAACGAUUCGCGGGUAUUCCUUUGCGAACCUGCAAGGCUUUUCUCAGCACAACAGCUGCUCACAGUCAAUCGCCAUAAUGGCAUCAAACCCGUCACCACGGUCUUCUGCGCCUCAAUCGAAGAAAUCCAUCGCCGGCCCCGCCGACAGCAAUAGCGACGCCGUGAAGCGCGCCGAAUACGCAAAAGCUGCCAACGCGCAAUAUGGGCGCGGCGAGAAAAUCCGCACGAAAGCGGUCAAGGACGUCAAGUUGCGCGCAAACCUCAAAUCCCUCGAAGCGAAGAAUCGGGAAGCCACCUUCCAAGCAAAACAGGCCGAAAUUCUUCUAGAGCACGAGGCCGGUUUGUUGGAGCCGGAACAUGAGUUGGAAAAGACAUAUAAAGUUAGGCAAGAUGAUAUACAGAAGGAGGUCUCGAUUGAGACCGCGAAGAAGCGCUUCGAACUGAGAUUGGACAUGGGCCCAUACGAUGUGGGCGAAUACACCAGGAACGGGCGCGAUCUUCUGAUUGCGAGCCGCAAAGGGCACCUAGCAUGUCUAGACUGGCGCGACGGAAAGCUGGGAUGUGAGCUGCAGCUCAACGAAACAAUUCGAGAUGCCAAAUGGUUGCACAAUAACCAGUCAUUCGCUGUGGCGCAAAAGAAUGCUGUCUACAUCUACGCGCGAGACGGUGUCGAGAUACAUCAACUGAAGAAACACCAAGAGCCAGCGUACCUAGAAUUCCUUCCAUACCACUUCCUCCUCGCCUCCAUAUCGACUUCGGGUUUCAUCCGCUACACCGAUACCUCGACAGGUAACAUGCUCUCCGAACUCCCCACCAAACUCGGCCCACCCACUUCUUUCUGUCAAAACCCCCACAACGCCAUUCUUUUCGCUGGGCACCAAAAGGGCCUUGUCACCAUGUGGUCACCAAAUACAACCACUCCGCUCGUCAAGAUUCUUCCUCAUCGCGGACCCGUACGGGCCAUGGCUGUCGAUAAAAGCGGAAACUACCUCGUCAGCACAUCGCAAGACCGGCGCAUGAGCAUCUGGGACAUACGAAUGUUCAAGGAGCUCCACUCGCACCAUCUCAAACAGCCCGCCCACACAAUCUCCAUAUCUGACCGCAAUGUCACCGCCGUAGGCUGGGGCUCUAACCUCUCCAUCUACAGCCCUUCCAUCUUCUCCCUCUCCCCAGACUCAUCCGUACGCGUCCCCACACCCUACAUGACCUACUCCGAAAACGGCGUGGCCCUCUCUCGCGCACGCUUCUGCCCCUUCGAAGAUGUCCUCGGCAUCUCCCACGCCAAAGGCUUCACCUCCAUUCUCGUCCCGGGCUCCGGCGAACCCAACCCCGACUCUCUCGAGCCCGGCACAAACCCCUUCGAAACCACCAAGCAGCGCCAGGAGUCCGAAGUCCACGCUCUCCUCGAGAAGAUCCAACCCGAAAUGAUAUCGCUCAAUCCCAAUUUCGUCGGAAACUUGGACCUCGCGUCCGACGAGCAGCGCAGGCGAGAGCGCGAUCUCGAUGCCAAACCCGAGGAUAAGAUUGCCGAGCUCAAGAAGCGCAAGCAGAGGGGAAGAAAUAGCGCGCUUAAGCGAUACCUGAGGAAGAGCGGACAGAAGAACGUCAUUACAGAUGAGAAGGUCAGGGCGAGGGAGGCUUUGGAGGCACAGAAGGAGAGGAGGAAAGAAAGAUACGAGCAUGAGAAACAAGAGUUUGGACCUGCCUUGGGGAGAUUCGCUAGGAAGUGA
Molecule: messenger RNA, 1744 nt
Organism: Periconia digitata
Lineage: Eukaryota; Fungi; Ascomycota; Dothideomycetes; Pleosporales; Periconiaceae
Source: the annotation of a GenBank genome assembly